AUGCGAAUUGUGCACUACCUAUUUUGCUGGCUGGCUAUCUCGCUAGUUGAAACAACAACAGCCAUUCCAGAUCCGCUGAGAUUCACAACUAUAUUCUCCAGUGCCUCCAAGCAACUUCAAAGUAUCAGUCUCGGGAACUGCUCACUGACGGGGAUCUCUCCGCCGCUAAACGAUACAAAAAAGUCGCUUCCAACACCAUCUCCAGGCCUGGACCUGAAAUUCAUUGCACUGGGUCGUGGAACACAAAACUACUCUUGUACCCCGUCGCCUUCUUCUCAAGAUGCCACCAAAGACGAGAAACCCGUUGCGGUCGGGGCUGUGGCAACACUUUUUGAUGCUUCUUGUAUCGCAGCAACAUCACUCAGUUUGCUUCAUGAACUGCCUUCUAUCAUGGGCCGAGCGCCGCUUGGCCCGCUUGCUCUGAUAACCGAGCUUCUGGGCGACAUGACAAACUCGUCUAGUCUCAUUCUCGGAGAACACUACUUCAACGCUGCCGGUGAGCCAACGUUCAACCUGACGAUGAGCGGCUCGGAUGCUUGGGCCAUAAGCAAGAAGGACGCAUCCGUUCCGGCACCAAGGAGAGUUAAAGUCAAGAAUGCUUGUCCUGAGAAGGGUCAGGACGUGGCGUGGCUCAAACUGGAUCGGAAGCAGGGAAAUCUCAUCAAGGAGGUUUACCGAGUCGUCACAUUCCAAGGGUCUCCCCCUCCACGUGCGCUGGACAGGAUGAGACAAUUCUGGUAG
Molecule: messenger RNA, 741 nt
Organism: Penicillium diatomitis
Lineage: Eukaryota; Fungi; Ascomycota; Eurotiomycetes; Eurotiales; Aspergillaceae
Exons: 2
Coding region: 1-741 (246 amino acids)
Source: RefSeq, a predicted model, not a curated record